Exophiala spinifera is the source of this 2088-nucleotide messenger RNA. RefSeq lists its product as uncharacterized. The coding region runs from base 1 to 2088 and encodes 695 amino acids. The record is from RefSeq and is a predicted model, not a curated record. The transcript has 3 exons. Lineage: Eukaryota; Fungi; Ascomycota; Eurotiomycetes; Chaetothyriales; Herpotrichiellaceae.
AUGUCCGCUGUGACCGCGACGGAGGCUCAUGAUGCCGCAGACAAACGAGCAUUCAAUCAGGCUGAGGCUUUCACAACAUCGUUGGCGCAUGUCCUAAGAAGUGUUCUGCGCCUAGUCAUUGCGAUGCCUCAGCCCCCGUACAUACUCUCUCUGCUGUCUUUGAAUCUGCUAUGCGAGAGUAUUCGGGUAAACUCAUCCGUGAUAGCAUACUUCAAAGAUCUUGGGAAUCUGUCGAACACCUUUUCCCAGUGCGCAUACUCGGACAAGACUUAUGGUCCCAGGCGGGUUCUGGGGGCUGUUGAAACCCUACUGCCCGAGAAAAAAACUAUCGACCUUGGAGAUUGGUCUCUCGAGACACAUGGAACAUCGAACUUUCCCAGAAAAGCAGCCGCUGAGGUUUUAUCAGCCAUUCCCGGCUCUCAAGGCUUCUGUCUCUGGCCCGACGGCAGCCUUGAAGUCAUCAUGCUCCCGGGUAGACUUGUCGAAUGGUACAGAAAGCCUUGCCUUCCUUGCCUCGCCGGUAUAAGGAUUCGCUUGUCCCAAUUGCAAAUUGCUGGACCUGAUGAUGACCGAGAUACGGCGGCGGCGGAGAGGACAAGACGCCUUUUGAUUCACAGGCUCUCUGGACCGACGGCUACAGCCGCCACUAGACCAAAGAAACUGGGCGAAGUCAAAUCUCACCGUGCUACACCAAAGAGAUAUCGGAUACUUCGAUCGCCUAAUAUCCGGAAAUGGAGGUUUCGCAACAAAGUGAACCACCUAUGCAAGCAGAUAGAGCUUUCAAAGAAGGCUCCGUCGCACCCCAUCUUGGAGUCGGAGUCCAGGCCGGGCAUUACGGGUGUAGCUUUCUCGUCUCCACGUACUCUAGAGAUUGAUACCCAACCUUUGCGAGAAGAACUAACACGAGGGCGCGAAAUCUCCCAGCUUCAACGGCCCAAAUACAGAGAUGCAACAGUGAAGGUUGUCAGGUCAUCUGAAAACAGCCGACAUAACGGAGGCGGCUCACAGACCCAUAUUUCGGCUGCGGAGAGCGAGGCUGAACCCGUCCCUGCUCCAGCGGCACCUGAAUUGAAUGGAGCAGCCGGUGCUAAAAGAACGGACUCGGGAACUCAGGAAGCAAAUGGCUUCGUUCAAGGGCCAAGAAUGGGUGCCAUAUCCCUCGCAAGUACUCCGCCAGAAGACGUGCCCCUACCACCAACACCUCCGCCAGCAGAGUCGCCUGAGGACGCCGUGGAGCCAUCACCAUCUCAAGAAGUCAUGGCAACACGCUGGAUUGCGUCUCCAUGCAACAUCAGAAUCGGCACCUCAAUCAGUACGGCGGGGGUCAAAGUCCGGCAGGCUAACUCGACAGAACAGUUCGUCACAAUAUCUACGCACGCUGCUUACGAGGGUUGUUGCAAGAAGCCGCUGCCGUAUUGCAAACCGAAGAGCAGAAAGAUCUUCAGCAGAAACGCCAACAAGCCGCUACCUAAUUUGGUCGGCGUAUUGGUACAGGAUGCCAGUAGACAAGAUGUUGAGGUUGGAAAAAUAUUCGAGAACACAGAUGUUACGUUCGCUGCGGAUGAUAGCCUUGUUUUUCCGAACGAGUUCCCCAACAAUGUCUCGUUAGUCGGUCCACUAUCAUCUACAACACGCCUUGCACAUCGGGCAGGCUUGGUAUGGAGCGAGCGCAUAAACCCCGAUGGCGUGUCGCUACGGAUCCUAGGUGACAAUGAGCAGGCCGAAUCGUUUGCGGUUGGGACUUACUUUGAUAGCCCUCUCCCGGUCAAGCACGGCAAGGAAAAGUUGGAGCUAUCCGCAAGAGAUAUUCACAGGUCGCUCCUCUACCGUCGCAACGGAAAACCUCCCCAGGAUGCUGGCAAGUUUCGUGGCGCGCCGGUCGUGCUACGUGAUGCAGAAGGAAAGUAUAAAGAAGUGAUUGGGUUCGAGGGUUUCCAUUUCAAACCCAUGCAUGCGCAACACGAGAAUCUGCGGAUGGACUCAAAGGACGUCAUGCAGAGGAUCAUCACUGGCCACGUCACAACCAUAUACGGCGCCAUCAAGCUGACGAGAGAAUUCAAACGAAUAUGGCAGAUUGUGGAUGAAUAG